Molecule: messenger RNA, 157 nt
Organism: Prorocentrum cordatum
Lineage: Eukaryota; Dinophyceae; Prorocentrales; Prorocentraceae
Source: the annotation of a GenBank genome assembly
UGAGGCGAGACACGGGAGAGAUACCAUUGAAAUGUGCCGUCGCAGCCCGAAAACAGGCAACUUCAAAACUACAAAAUGCUUCGGUGUACUCGACAGAGGAAGCCAUCAGAGCACGGAGAAACCCAAAGCAAUUGAGAAGCCGCGGACCCCCACUUAG